CGCCUCCACGCGUCAGGACAACACAUGGCUGAGGCCGCGAGGUGAAAGCGUAGCUGGGAACGUGAGAUUUAAGGCCCCUGGGAUCACGUCGCAUGGAGGUCAAGGGUCAUCUGAUCACAUCCAUGGGUUUGGGGUCUCCUGAUGUUCAAGGCAGCCAGGACAGCAAGCUGCAGGCUGAACGGAUCGCAGCUCUGCAGGAGAGGAAGCAGGCCCUGGAGGCGCUGCUCCACAGCAGAGUGGGGGAGCUCAAACAAGUGUGUCUGCAGGAAGCGGAGCUGACGGGGAAGCUGCCGCGCGCCUUCCCCCUGGAGACGGGGGAGAAACCCCCAGUGGUGCAGCGCCGGGCCGGCCUGGCGCCCGGCACCAAGGCUGAGGAUGAGGCCGCCCAGCGGAAGCAGAUGAAGGCCAUCUUCGCCGGCACCCUGUACAGGCACUCGGAGGCCGACCGGGGCGUCCCGAACAGCAAGAGGACGGUCCACCGGGGCUGCCACACAGAGGACACGGUGAUGUCGGAGAGCACCAGCUCCAUGUCAGACUCCACGUCCCACGACAACGAGUCCUCCCCCAGCGUGGCGGCCGACCAGCGCUCCCUGUCCCAGCCUCGCCUCACCGUGGGCAGCCCCGACCACCGGAUCAGCAGGAAGCUGUCGCCCGUGGAAAUCUACUACGAGAUGAGGACGCGCCGCAACUCCGUCACCAGCUCCGUCAGCCCCACUCACUCUUUGCCGCGAAGCGCGUCCAACGUGGAAGGAAGAAGUGUCCCGGCGACUCCUCUGUUGGCCCGAACGGCUCCCAUCAGUGUUCACGUCAGGUCAGACGGGUCAGGUGGCACUGUGCUGAAGCAGUGGUCCGGCAGCCUGGAUGUGCCCUACAUGAUUCCUCUGGCCCAGGAGGGCUCCUCCUCGGACCGCCGGGGCUGCCCGUACAGCGCGCGGGCCAGGCGCAGCAACAGCUCCGAGGCCCUGCUGGACCGCUCCAGCCUCCCGGAGGACUCGGCCCCCAGGAACAGGAUGCCCCCUAGAGGCGGGCCCUACAAGAGCUCCGAGACGCUGACCGACGGCAAGCUGCGGCAGAUCCACCUGGGCAGCCCGGAGAAGGACGCGGAGAGCCCGGUGGAGCAGGCCAAAAUGCGCCUGUCCAUGGGCGGCAGAGGGGCCGGCGGCGGCGGCUACAACGAGCUGCUGAUGGACUACAUCUGGGGGAAGCAGCAGAGGAUGCAGAUGCAGCACCAGCUGUUCCAGUCCACGGGCCGCAUCUGGCAGGACGUGCCCUCGCCGCGCUCCUCCACGGCGGCGGCGGCGCCGCCUCCGCACGCCAACGGCUUCUCUCACUCGCAGGUGCACCUUCCCAGCACCGCGCCCCCGUACAGCCCCAUGGUCCUGAGGGGGUCCCAGGCGGAGCUGCCCCGGGUCAAGGUCACCAGAACCAAAUCUUGCGGCCCCUUUAUUCCCCUGCAGCAACACCCCCAGGACGCGGUCCUCCUGUCAGCGUACGAGUCCCCGCUUCCUGCCGCCGGCACCACCACGUCCUCCAUCCCCAACCUGCUCCCCUACCAGACGGAGCUGUCCGGCUCCUUCAACCGCAGACCCCCGCAGUUCUCCCUUCCAACCCCGGAGGACUCCACCCGAAGCCUGCACAAAGCUCUAGCUCUGGAAGGCCUGCGGGACUGGUACCUGAGGAACGCCCUCGGCUACACGCCCGCCGCCGCCAAGGGCCACGAAGCGGGCGUGUCUCGGCUCUCGCACCCCCACCCGCUGGUGCACCAGGCCCACUCGUUUCAGGGUGACGCCGCCAACCUCCACAGACCUCAGAUGCCCCAGUCAGCCAGCUUCCACGGUCACCCACUGCACGGAAGGUCGAUGGAGUUCUCUCUCUAUCAGGACGCUCAGACGCAGGAGGUCGCCCCGAAGGAGCCCAGUGCGGACCCGGGCACCCUCGUGUGACGCCGCACAACGCACACACGCGCCGCACACGCUCAGACCCACACAGUCACACACUUACGCAAACAAUGUGACCUCAGCAGCAAAGCAAAACACAGCGACCUCAGCAGAAAAGCGACUGGAGACAAACUGUAGCCGGACAGUGUGAAAAAGCCUUGGCAUCUCCCUGUGUUAUAGCCCAACCCGACGAUACGAACUUCACACUCUAUAUUCACCUAUAGAGUCAUUCUAUACUUACUCACCGAUAUAUAUCUGGUCCGACACAAGCAGUAAAAUCCUUCCAAAUAACCUGAAAAGUCUCCCAAAAUAUACUUUUUUACAGAAUAUAUACAACUUUAAAUCAAUAUUUUGUAUCUUCUGAGAUAUAAAGAACAGUUAUAUUAAAGAAGUAAUUUAUUGCUCAUUAAUCAAGUGAUAUAAAAAAAUGUUACAUGAGCUGACGUCCUUUUAAACCUGCUGGUGAAUGUGUGUUUGUAAAUGAUAUAAAAAUGCAAAGCCACGCUUCUGUCCCCAUGUCACAGCCAUUUGUACCUUUCACGUUUGAUAACAGAAACUGGCCAUGAGCUGUAGCAACUGUAGCGGACGGCAGUGCCUAAAUGUUUUACGCUUUGAACUGCCCAAAGCUCGACGCUGGUUGGACGAAGGCGCCUGCGUGAGGGCAGUUCGUGAUGUCACUAGGCUGGAGUGGCUGGACUUGUGUCCUGUAGCCUCAGCUCAGCGCUGGCUGAGAGACGUAGCUUCCUCUGUGCUGACCUCGCUACUGAUAACUCCACCGGUCUUAAAGGGCUGACGGCUUGUUUGUGACCUACUGUAUGGCAGUAGCACAUGACUGUAUGACAGAGUAUUUACCCAUCAGAUCUGUUUUUUAGACGUCAUACAGAGCACUUUACGGACAUCUUAAGCCUUAAUUCCCUAUGAAAUAGUCGCCGUGAUGACAGGAAGUAGGACAGGCUAGACAGGGUUCACGUCAUCGAGGACUGUGACUUUUGUCGUCAUCUGCUGAAGUUCCGUCUUAGUAUUGGCAUGUACAGUAUAUAGUGUGGUUGCAAAGCUGAUAUUUUAUUCCUGUACUAACAAUGUCGUUUUUAAACUAACCACAUAAUAAAGCCGUUAAUUGCUGUAACCUUUCUGCUCCUUCCGCCCCCGAGCGAGCACGAUGUAGAACAGAACAGAACAGAACAGAACAGAACAGAACAGAACAGAACAGAACAGAACAGAACAGAACAGAACAGAACAGGGCUGCUUCAGUACUGAAUGACGGUGUGAGCAGGUCUCACACCAGUAAAUGCGUUUAUGAGAAUUCAUGCCAGCUUUUUGUACUUUUAAUAAUUUUGACUCAUUUCAUCUGUCUGGAUCAUGUUUUUUUUUAAAUAAUCCUUCUAAAAAUACAGUCCUUUGUCAUAAUAUAUAUGUUUUUAUACAUGAGUUCUGAAAGUAAAAACAUUCAGAAAUGAAAAAAACAACAACAAGACAUUUGUCUUUGUGAAAACAGACCCUCAGAUUCAUUUUGAAGGUAUUUUUCCAUUUAGUCCAGUGUCGACUUACUUGAAUGUAUUUCUUUUUGUGAGUCAUAAGUGAUGUCAGAAGUGUUGUCUGAAGUGUUCGCAUCCUCCCAUCCAGCGUCAUUGAGUUUCUACUUGGAUCAAACCUAAAAUCAAAGACCAAACUGCUGUGCACUGGGGGUCGUAAAUGUAUUUUUCAUAUUAUGUACGCUGUUGAAAAUAAAUGAUAUAAAUUUAGCUCUAGAGCAAAUUUAUUCAAACUACAGUAUAUUAUAUUUAUGAACCUAUAACAUUUUGUAGCUAUCUGAAGUAGCUCUUUCUCAUUGGUGAGGGAAUCGGUGAAGUGUGUUAAAACCAUUUCAUUCAGCAGUGUGUUGUAUUAACGUCUGAUUAUUCAGAUGUCUUUUUUCAUUUAGGUAUUUAAAUGCAGCUAUUUUUGUCUUUUUUCUCUCUUUAUAUCGAGGCCUGUGAAUUAAGGCUUGCCCUAUACUGUAUGUAUGAGAUUGUGCAUUCAUUCUACUAAAUAAAGUGUCAUGUUAAAACCA
Molecule: messenger RNA, 3987 nt
Organism: Betta splendens (Siamese fighting fish)
Lineage: Eukaryota; Metazoa; Chordata; Actinopteri; Anabantiformes; Osphronemidae
Gene: ccdc120b
Product: coiled-coil domain containing 120b
Exons: 10
Coding region: 93-1943 (616 amino acids)
Source: RefSeq, a predicted model, not a curated record